Molecule: messenger RNA, 11039 nt
Organism: Porites lobata
Lineage: Eukaryota; Metazoa; Cnidaria; Anthozoa; Scleractinia; Poritidae
Source: the annotation of a GenBank genome assembly
CGUCGAAUGAUAUCGAUCUUCAGUUGGCGUUGUGUUCACUUUAUAAGAUGUGCAGAUCACGUGCUUUGACUAGUAGAGAGCUUUUGGAAGCCUUCUUGCUAAGAUUCAUAUAGCAUUUCUACCAGCGAAAAAAGCAGCGCAUCAACUUAAGAAAACAAGAGGUGUGUAUGAAUGAUAUUUUCCUUUUAUGACAUUUUAAUGUCGACCCGGUUCGCCUUGUGAAUACUAUGCAUUGAGUAUACAGGCGAGAACCCUUCACACUUGAUUAUAGUUUGUUCACGCUGAGAAUCAUCGCUGUUACAACCUACUUGACAAUACAAUCUUCCUUCACAGUAUCAGAAAUGUUAUAUUAUAUUCCUUUACCUAAUUAUUCAUUCACCUCGUUCCGAAUGUGCGAUUGCUGUCUUUCAUCGACAUGCCACAUUACCUAUGGCUAUAUGUUAUCUUUUGAAAAAUAUCUUGAGAGUCUCUCGCGACAUUUAAGAAUGCAAGAGAGACAGAAAGAGAGAGAGAGAGAGAGUGAGGGGAAAAAACAUUUCGGAUUUUUUUCUUUAUGUAUUUCUUAGUUGCCAUCGAUGGACCAUAUGUGAUUGGGUAGUAUGUGAUUGUUAUUAUGCAUAGCAGGUCCGGCCUGUAACGACGUCUUUCAGGCGCAAAUAAUUCCUUUGCGUUGUCAUUUCGCAUACCGUUGUAAAGUAUAGCUCCAAAGAAAUUAUCAUUUCCUGUUCGAGGUUUUCAUUUUCAUUCAUUUUGUGGGGGCUGAAAUCGUCUACAUACAGUGUAUGAAGAUAAACGACCAGCUGAACAACGUACUUUAAAUGUUCAAUUACUCUGAAUAUUCAAUGCACUUUAGUCUUAUUUUUUGAAUUAAUUCAAGCGUCGUUGUACAGUAACCACGAUCUUCAGCACCACAGUGACAAUGACAAUGACAAUGUUCUGCCUUUCGUGUACUUUUUAAGCUGCUGCUCCGAUUCAUCAGCUGUGUUUACAACUAUUUCCGAAUGUCUGAGUAAUUUAUAGCAAAACUGCCAAUCACAUGAAUUUGUCGCGGCGUUAGAGCGCCAUUCGUUUGUGUAAUCAGCUUCCAGUCGUUACAGAAUGAACGCUACGUUGCCCAUGGCAAAUUUCCGUUUCCGUGCUUGAAGGCAUCAAACGUAACGUUGAGAAGUUUAAAUUUUCCUUCGACCAGCUAAACAAAACUUGAAAAAUCAUGUAUACGCAGUUGCUUUAGGCGGAUUGCGUGACGAACUAGAGUAGUCAACUAAGAAUUGAACGAGCUGUUUCGGUGGACUCUUUGUAAAGUUAAUUACCAUAACAAAUUUUCUUUUCAUUCAGUCAAAAGUCAGUGCCUUGUAUUGGGCUUGUAUUGGGUUUUCACUGGUUAUAUAUGUUUUGGUUCAAUAAUUGCAUUCGUAGUUUAUUUUGUUUCCUUUGUUGCAAUUAGGCCAUCCCAAUCCCAUCGCCCGACCGACCCAUUUUUUUUGGAAAAGUAAAAAAAAAAAUUCCAGAAUCACUUGUAAAGAAGCUAGUACUUUAAUUUACAAGCACACGAUCUUGUCUUAUUAACACCAAUUGUCUUAAAUUAUCAUCGAUACUUCGUAUUUGUAGCCUUUUUAGACAUUUGAUAGUCCUGUUAAUAUACAUCUUUAUCUUGCAGACUAAACGCGAGGUUUAAUAUGCAAUCAUGUGCUCACGACCUUCACGAGAGGGAGGGCGAUGGGAAACGAAACGUUUUAUUGGGAUGGCCUUACAUAUAAUUCAUUACCAUACAUUACCACACUUUGCCAAAUCGAUGGAAAAUAUACUUUAAACCAUGCAAAGACAAUAAUUUUGAACCACAACAUAUAAGGUAAAAACUGCCCUUAAACUCACUCUCAGUUUUGAGUGGGUAGUUUCAAAUAUAUAUUACAAGUAAUUUGGUGGUUCAGUGUGUUAGAAAGAUCGCAAAGCUUAUGAGCUAGCCCUUCGCCAAAAAGAUUAAGCACUUCUAUAAAGCAUCAUAACAAAUAAAGGCAGACUAGCUUUUGGGUACAUUUCAGGGAUAAAUCAAAUCAGCAAAUGGUGAACUUUAGAAGUCAAAAAUUAGACUGUAACAUUAUUACAAAGAGCCGUCUCAUUAGGUCCCUUGUAUAGCAAAAAUUAAGGCACAAAAUGGGACCAAGCAAACUUGAGUCAGUGAAUAGUGAUUAGGGAGCUUAAGCAACAGUGUUGUUGAGCGUCGGACAUCAACCGGAGAUGGACCUUUUGCAUCAUUGGUCAGUGGUUUGUUUGAAACUCUCGGAUAAUUCCUCUUCAUAAGAGAAAAGAAACUUUGCAAUACAAAUUUGUUAGCGUCAAGGCAUAUAAAAAGGGAGAAAGGCUCACUUCCGGUUGACGUGUGUCCCUCAGAACUGUCUUUGCUUAAGCCCCCUAUUUUCAUGUUAAAGGUUAAGGCAUGGAUCCUCCAUAAUACAAAUCAACUUCCCCUGUUGCCCCAGCUGUGUAUUUUUCAUUCCAAAACUAGACAGACAGUCCAUUAGUUUGUGAUUGUAGACACCACGGUUUUCUUCACCAUGGAAACAAGGCCUAAUUUCUCCCGGGGGUAGGGGGGGGGGGCUACUUCCUAGUAAUAGGCUAAUGGGCAUUUGCUGCUGGAUGGGGUUGCAUUUUCGUGGCUGGAUUUACUAACAUGGGAUCAUGCAUAGGAUUUGGGGGUUUUAGAAAAUUCAGGUAGGUAGGGAUUUAAAAGUGGGAAGAUUUUUACUUCAUUAAGUUAAACCAAUGUGUCUGUUCAUUUCAGGAUGGCCUAGUUAAAAGGCUUUACAAAGGAGAUGCACAAACGUAAAGUUACUAAGUUGGGAUCGUGAAAAUUACAUUUUCCCAAAAGUGACUAAGAUGGGGUCUAUAUUUGGCCACAGAAUAGACUAUAAUGGGGUGGGGGUUCUGACAGGCCAGUGGAACAUACCCAGCAAAAAUUAACCCAAGUAACCCCCCGGGUAAUUUCUCCACCUUCCCUGUGGCUUUCUCUUAUGGCAAAAGCCCUGGGGAAGGGUUUGGGUGUUAGAAUGACCAAGAAAGGCACUUGCUCUAGCACAGUAGGUGACAGUGACUGUCUGCUAUCUAAGAAACUAUAAUAUGAUUAACUUCCCUAGGAGAAAAGUUUGACCAGCUCUAGCAGUUACAAUAAUUUCUAACAAGCUGAAUUUGGAUUACCAAGAAGUCAAUUAAUCCAGGUAGUAGAGUAGGAGCAGGUCUUAGACUUCAGACCUUCAAAUCUUAAAUUCCAACCACUCAUGAAGCCUACUCCCUAGAAUACAUUCCCAUUCUUGUUACAGCUACUUGUACCAGAUUAUUACCUGUAUCUUUAAUUUUUAUUCCUUAUGCUUAUAAAUCAUUAGAACGAUCAGAUCAUUAGAUUCCUUCACCUUGAUGUCUUUGUCCCUUCUUACAGGGUUGGGGCAGAUGGGGGUGGGAGGUGGGAAGGGGGUGGGGUUGAGGGUGUUAACCCUUUCACUGCCAGACUGCUCAAUGGAGUUUUGUAAGGUGACUCUAACUUUGAGUCUGGAACCAAAUCCUAUGAUGUGACCAUUCAGAUGAAAGCUCUCUGCCUGUACUUACUCAUGGUGAAAUGCACAAAAUGAAAUUUCGAAAUUUGGUCGAAAUUUGCUUUUGGCUAAAUUUGGCAGUGAAAGGGUUAAGAAUGAUUUUGACUUGAUUCAAUCAUAUCUUCCAUUGCAUUCUUGAUGCAUCAAUUAAGUAAGCAAAAGUCAACUCCUCUAUUUGCAAAUAUCAAAGGAGAUUCACUGUAGGUUGCUACUCCUUUAAAUAGCCAUUUGUACCUUUUAGAGAUCCAGUUUUUAUGAAAUUUAAGGUCUACCGCGAGUUUCUUAUUUGCAUUGUUAACCACAGCUUUUCUUUUUAGGUAUCCACUAAUUUUUUAAAGACCGUAAACUUAAGCUUUAUUGCUAAAAAGUAUAAAUGGCUAUUUAAAAGGUGAAUAUUUUCAAAGCUAGGCAGGACCAACCCAGGGGAGGGAGGGGGUGCACUCGUCUCUUGCUCUACUUUACACCAAUAAACCACACAGUUUUUUUUUUCAGAAUACGCAGUUGUAUUAGAAAACCGCAGGUCAUCUCGAGGGGGGGGGGGUGCGCACCCCCUGCACCCUCCCCCUAGAUCCGCCCCUGCAACCGCAUGUUUGUUGUUGAUACCGAUGUCUUGACUUUAGGAAUUUAUUUUUUUACAAUUAGUUUUGAAAAGGUGAAUUCGCAACUCUUGCUCCUAAUCUGAUAAAGUAAUAGGGGGCCGUCCCAUCCGAUUAGACUAUAUAGUAUAUUGAAGAUAAGAUUUAAUACCUACUUUUAUCCAAGCGUGGAAAAAAUGUUUCCUUUCGCGGCCAUUUUGAAUUUUGCGGUCGGCUGGUGCGAGGCCUGGGACCAAAAAUAUUUCUUGGUUCCAGACCUCACACCCUUUUACCACAAAAUUCAAAAUGGCCCCGAAAAAUAAUCUUCACUGAAUAUUGCAUCCAUCGGUAUUCGCAUCGGUAAAGUAAGUAAUCUCUAUUUACGGCAUUUUCGAACAAUCUAAUGGGAUGUGCGAGGGCCCUUUGUGUAAAGUUGUUGAAAAAGUGUCGUCCUUGGCUAGAACGAAGUUGUUUUGGUUUUUGAUUUCCAGUUAAUUUGGCAGGUGUUGCAAGAGAGGCACACCUUGCUCGUCUUUAAACAAGUCAAAAAUACUCGUGCAUGGGUUUUUAACAUGUUUCUUCCUCGACAGUAAUCACUCUACAAAGUCUCUGGAACCUGAACUUUUAACUCGAGUUUUUUAAUUUUCCAAGUAGCUUUAAAUACUUUAACAAUUUCAAGAAUCUGUAAGCGUUAAUAACACAUUUUCAACAUAAGCCACACUUAAGUUGUAAAUUUCAGAUUCUUUGCUUUACUUUGCUUACAACGUAAAUAUGUUUAUGUUAAUAGUUUAUAGAAACACGCCAUCAUCUGAGUAACCCGGAAUUAACAACCAACCCGACAUGAUCGUAGUUUUGACUAAAAAGAGGUUGAACCCAGGAGUAUAAAUCACGUAGACAAGCUGUAGGUGGAAUAUGAUCACUCAGCACUAGCCUCCACCUCGGGACGAUCUCAUUCCAGUUACUUAUAGUAAUAUUUAAUUACUGCCCGUGAAAAGUCGCAGAAAUCGCUUUGUGGGUCGAUCGCAGACAGUAAUUUCUGGCUGGGUGCAGAGAUCAGAAGCGACGACCGGAAUUACACAGGGUUUGAGCUAGGAUUUGAUCACUGGGGGACAAUUUGUCUCCUUGGCUACAAUUUUGGGGGACAUUUUCAUUUUUAGGGGGACAGAAAUUUGUACACCCUUCCUUCUUAGCAGGGCUUCUGAUAGGUCUCGGACGAAAAAGUCAAAUUUCGCGGGAUUUUUAGGGACAAAUUCGCGGAAAAAUCGGCCGAUUUCGCGGGAGUUUUCGGGGCAAACUUCACCGAAAAGAAAUCGGUAAAAAACGGCCGAUUUCGCUAGAAAUCGAUCGGUUUUGCGCUGAUCAGACCAGCCUUUUUAACGUUUUUCUAGCAGAGGUCAUCAUUUGCUCUUUCAACAACAAUACGCUCCAGAAAUGAACCAAUGGCAAAGCCUUUAACAUGAUGGCUAGUGCCCAGUUUUUCGCAACAUAAUCUGUUUGCACGUUUCAGUGACGAAGUUCCAAGAUAAAUUUGCAAGUUUACGGCAAGUAAAUAGCCCCUAUAGCUGAAAUAAGUUUCAAAUAUGUUGUACAGACAUGUAUUUGAUAACAUUUCUACCGAAUUUCGCGGCUCCGCGUCCGCGCGAAAAAUCAGAAGCCCUGUCUUAGAUUGCCGAAAAAAAUAGCAGUAGAGCGUGACUGAAACGUAACUUUGGAAUGAACUUUAAAGGUGCGAUAAAAUAUGCUUUCCACGUUCUGUUUCAGCUAGCAACUUCUGUACCGAAAUAAAUCUCUUCGUGUGUGCUUCCUUUCGAGUUUUUUUCCCUAAAUUUUGAAGGGGACAAAUUGUCCCCUUGGCCGUUUUUUAAAGGGACAAUUCCAAUUGCAGUGCGGGAUUGGCGCAAUGGCGCGGCCUGGCCCAAACCCUGAUUACAUGUACGUCUGCGUUCGUAGACUUAUAUUGCCCCGGUUUUCCUUUGUGUGAGUUAAACUCACUCACGAAUAAAUAGAGGUUUUUUUUCUAACAAAGGCUACUUUUUUGCUCACAGGGUUAAACUUCGAUGGCUUUAUCAACAACCAAAACUGUGACUUUAUUUAUAGUCGCUUUGACCCUGAUAGUGAUUUUCAUUGUUCAGCAGUCAGAUUUAAAUAUGAAUCCAGAGGUAAGCAUUCCAAGCACUGAGGGUUGAUUUCAAUUCAGCAAAAUUUUAUUUAUUUUAUUAGCUUCGCCGAAGAAAUAAAAAAAAAACAUAAAACGUAAUUAAACUUAAGAAGGGGGUCGGCAGGGACAACGGAACAGCUGAGGCCAUUUACAGCCGGCCCGGGUAGAAUAAAAGAGUGAGAAAUGUUAAGAACGUCAAAAUACAAGAAAAGAGACUAACUACAUUCACAAACGAUCGGACGAGAUAGCGGAUGGACAUUAUUACAUUUUUCCUGGGUCAGUAUACCAAAAGUUCUAUUUAGCGAAUGGGCGUUUCUCUCGGUUUACCGAAAUUUCUUUGAUUUCUUCCUGGAAAUUUCCCUUCCAUUCGUGUUGCGAGCGAGAAUUUCCCAAAUGUUCCUCGGAACGGUUCGCUUUUGGAAUUUUCCGGUUAACAAAUUUUCAGGGAUAUUUCUGAUGACAUUUCGGUUAACAUUUGGGUCAAAUAGAAAGACUUAAACCCUCGAUCGCUUAGGUCACAAUCACUAGCGUCACCCUUCACGUACUUCACAAAGUGAAUAUUUUUGUGAUCCAAUUGUUUGUUUCCCAUUUCUUAGUCGGACUAUCUAUUUAGUUAUGCAUUAUUUAUUCUUGGGCUACAUAUGUUGUUUGAAACCUUUUUUUCUUUCCAUUAGCGACGUCAGAAGUCUCACUUUUCCUCUGAAGAACAGAAAAAGAAUCAUCGUUUUAAGCAAAAGCUGUUUGUUAAGGUAAAGGUACACUUUUUUGAGCUAUUUUAACCCUUUAAACCCUAAGAUCAAUACUUGAAUUCUCAUUUGGUGCCUUCAUUCAUUUCCUACAGAAGUAGUUGGGAGAAGUUGAUAAAAUAUCAAUCAAAUUCAUCUUGUGUGAUCAUGUCCGUAAUUCUCAUGACCACUCUGUUUUUCAAAGCAUUGAAAUUACAAGGAGAAAUUUGAUGCUGAUCACUCUUAGGGCUUAAAUGGUUAAUUCAAUAAAAACAGAUAUGCGAUCAGACGCCCCUUGAAACGACACAUCUCGCGAUGUCUGCACCAAUAAGUAUUUAGUUGUUGCUGUUCUUUGUACUGUACGAAGCCAACGGAAUCUUCGCAAUUUUAAAGUUAAUUCUUCGUAAUAAGUUCAUAUAACAGAGCCUAACAUGCUAUCUUAAUCUUGGCAAUUCCUGUCUCUAACAGCUGAAGAUGUUAGUCUCUGCAAUGUCUUGUUGAAAGAUGUUGUAUACGCCGAAUUGUGCUAGGGUCCAAGAUGUGGGAAAAACCAAUUUAGAAAUACAACUAAUUUAUGAGCAUGGUCUCAUGUCAACUAUCAGAAAAUUUUGUUUGUAAUCCAAUAAUAAAAGAGUUAUUCCUCUCGCGCUUGUUGAAUAUAAAAUGAUCUGUCUUCUCAUUUCUGCCCCUUUGAAAAUCUUGUGCGUGUAGGAGCACUUUAUAUCAGAGUACAUGAGGAAAACUAUUAUCUGUAAGCCAUCACCACAGUCGAGUCGAUGAAAAAUUCUUAUGCGUUUGCAAACGUUUACGUGGAAACACAGCCUUGAAAAAGACCAUACCGUGGUCGAAUGAUCAGCACAUGAUUUUCUAUUCGUCAAAAACGUAGGAAAUGUUUGCAUCAAGAUGUAAGAGUCGCAGUCCAUGCCUGCAGUGGAUGCCUUUGUUCCUGACGCCAUUAGCUAACAACAGAUGUUAAUCAGUCCUUAUUUACCUUUUUUUCCCUGUAAGGCAUUAGAACUGAGUAAUCGUCGUAGUUUUAACUUUCUCAACCGCACAAUUCAAGCCUAAGUUUUUCUUUACGCAGAUCAAAAACCUGAAGGUCGCUAAUGUUAAAGGCCCAGAACAACAAACGCGGAUCUCUUCAAUCCCGCUUGUUUUCGAAAGUUUCCGUUUUUUGUAUGUUAGUUCCUCUUAUUGCGUUUUUUUGUUUUUGUUUUUUGUUUUGUUUUGUUUUUUGUUUUUUUUUUCAGUAACAUUAAUCAUUGCGCCGCUUUAAGACUAACACAGGGAAGGCUGGGCAAGAAAUAAGGCCUUGUUAACACCGAAAUCAAACACGUGAUCACUACUUAACGCGAAAGCUGGUCAAAAUUAAUAAGCAAUAAAGAAGAAUAAGCUAAUGCUAGAGGGUAAUAAAAUCUAAUACAAGUGUAAUUUAAAUGGUGAUGAUGAUGAUGUUGUUGAUAAUUAUGAUGAUGAUGAAGCUGCUUAACUCACGACUUAUAGCUUAGUCUCAAAAUACCCUAGAAUUUGAAAUCACAGAGCAGUAUUCGUUUCUUUUUUACUGAGUGAGGUUUUGUCAUUUUUGUUAUUUGGAAAUUGAAUACGUUAUCGUUAAUUCCGUUUUGUUGUUGUUGUUAUUUACUUUUGAAAAGAUUCAAAAACAGAUGCAGAUGUCCCAGUGGUCCCAGUUUUCUCCCGAAGAGAAGGUAAUAAAUUUUGCACUUUUUAUCCCUUUCAUGAAACCUUGUUCCCUAACAGCUUCCGCACCAUUGCUUUGCGUAGUUCUCAGCUAAAAGGUUUCCCCAUACGGACCCUUAUAAUAGUUUGUUCGGGAAGGGGAUAAAAGUUUGUUAGCGGAAGGGAUAAAGAACUAACUUUCUCCCUGCGAAACAAUAAACUUUGAGAGGGCCGGGAACUCAUGUAGGUUCCACGUGUUUAGGAACUGCUUGAACUCUUUAGAAAACACCUUGAUUGUUAAUUAGUCCGUGGACAUCUGUGCGCGAUGACGUCAUUGUAAGGUUCACAAGUGCUCUAGGAAAGUUCUGUUAAAGUGCUUCUUUCUUGGAGUCUCCAUCUUGAUCUUUAAGAAUAGUGUGACUAUCAAGUAAUCGUUCGGGAAAGUGGACCCUAUCACAGUUGUUACCUUUGGAAGUGGAGUCUACUAAUCCUCAAUAAAUACAGUUCAGUGAAAUUUCGUGUACAAGCGCUUUUUCUUGACUUGUUACAACCCAUCGGGCUAGAGAUUUGCAGAACUGUAACUUGAUGAUGAUGCUGAUAAACAACAGUUUACUAAAAACACAUGAUUCUCUCAAGUUUAAAUAAGCCAUUUUCGAGUUGCUUUUUUUUUUUCUCAUGCAAAAAAACUCAUUUUCAAAGGAAAGGUUUUACACUUAGCCUCGUUUUCAUAGUCAGAGUUUUUGGAACUCGGAAAUGGCCUAUUACUGUAAAUAUUGCCCCAUGCAUCAAAAAGUAUAAUAUUUCUAAUGUGCCACUGAGGCCAUAAACUUGAGCACUACUCAGCUCACCGCUACACUCUCUAAACACUCUCGCUGUUAAGUCACAUGACUUCAGACUGCGCGCGCCAGGGAAGUCCUGGAUGUACACUACAAAUACGAAGUAUCUACAAGUUUUAAAACAAAGCUCUGAACAGAACUUUGUGACGUUUUUGCUUGCUAAUGCAUCAUAAUUGUAAUGUCCUUUCGAUUGUUGUGUCUUAGGCGUCAAAAUGGAAAAGAUGUGAAAUAUUGAUAUCUGGCAAAGAGAAAAUGAGUAGUAAGACCAACUUGAAGACUGACUUGGAGAUCCUGGAUAGCUACAAACCAAAUGAUGACUGUGUCCACGUUUUAAGGACACGGUUUCCUCACCGUGCGGUUACAAAAGCGGAACAGCUACUACCAAUCGCCUUUGGCUUCAGUGUCCACAAAGAUGCUCGUUUGUUCGAACAACUUCUGCAAGCUAUCUACAUGCCACACAACGUUUAUUGUAUUCAUAUUGACAAGAAGUCUUCAGACGUCUUUCGUAAAGCAAUACUUGCGAUGAUACGGUGUCUGCCGAAUGUGUUUGUGUCCAAAAAGAGCGCGGAUGUUGUUUGGGGACAUUUUUCUAUUGUUGAAGCUCAGCUAAACUGCAUGGAGGAACUUUUGCAAUCAACAAUAAAGUGGAAAUAUUACAUUAACUUGAUUGGACAGGAUUUUCCACUUUAUGAAAACAGUCAAAUCGUGGUAGCUUUACAAAAGUUAAACAAUACGAACAGCAUAGAAAGUUUCCCGAUGCCUGGGCAUAAUUCUGAUAGAACUAAGAAAGUUCACAUUUUGCAAGACCACACUAUUUACAACACAGGGGCUGAAAAGUCUCCACCGCCCCACAAUAUUCCAAUACAAAAAGGCUCAACACACAUUGUUGCAAUUAGAGAAUUUAUCGAGUUUCUUCUCCAUAGUAAGAUAGGAAAAGACUUUGUUAAUUUCCUGAAGGACACCUAUGUCCCAGAUGAAACAAUUUACUCGUCUUUACAACAGCAUCCGCUGACGCCAGGAGGUCUCCUUGGUGAACAGCAUAAUCACAUAACACGUGCUCUCCAUUGGUAUGAUCAGAAUCCCUAUUGCAAAGGCGAAUGGGUUCGAACCUUGUGCUGGUUGUCCAUUGAGGAUUUGCAGUGGGCCUUGGGCGAAACAAUGAAGGAAAAACUAUUUGUUCACAAGAUUCCAUUUGACAAUAAUGAUGACAUAAUAGAGUGUAUUCUAGUGGCAAGACAAGGAAGAACGUAUAACACGACUGCGUGGAACCCAGAAAACCUAGAGAAAAAAUUAAAGAUAACAGAAUAAAUUUUCCCCGGUCUCAAAGUGCCAUAAGGAUUGUUUUUUGAGCUGAAGACACCCUGAGUGCAACAAAUGUUUAUCCAAUUCGCUUUUGGCUAGAAAUAGCAAAGAGAAAGAACUUUAAUGCUCACGUUUGCUUUUUUUUUUCUUUUAUCGUUGGAUAUUUUUACCUUGGUGUAUCU